Messenger RNA from Adineta steineri, 969 nucleotides. Lineage: Eukaryota; Metazoa; Rotifera; Eurotatoria; Adinetida; Adinetidae. The record is from the annotation of a GenBank genome assembly.
AUGUCUAACGAAUUUACUUAUGAUCCUGAUGAAAAUUUUCCUUCGCCAAUUCCUCAAAGAGUGGAUGAAAUAAUUAAUUCACCGAGUUUUUUUCUGCUUGAUACACCUACUACACCAGCUGGCAUUAAUCCAUCAAAUCGUAGUAGUUUGGGUUCUCCACCACCAUCAGCAUCACCUACUGCAAAUGUUACAUACAGUGAACCUGAACCUAAUUUAGAUGAGGAUGAUUUUCCAUUUAAAUAUCCUGGAACUACUUUACCAACUAAUGGAAAUUUUCAACCAAAUGGAACUGACGAUGAUUUUGUUAAAUUAUCACCGAACACAGAUUUCCCUUCUAAUACAUCUUGCGCAUUUGAAGAGGCCAAACUUUAUAUCAUAGCUCAACCCCAAGCAUAUUAUCGUGAAAGAUAUUUUUGUGAAACGGAUCCAAACAAAAACCAACCUCAGCGUUUUAUUCGUGUUGACAAUAACAACGCUGGAUAUGAAUAUCCAACUGUUAAGCUUCCAUCGAUAUUAUACGAUUUAACAAGAAAUCUAUAUAUUCAAGUUACAUCAGUUACUGUAAAAAACAACAAUGUUAUGUAUCAUUAUAUACAUCCCUAUCCAAUUGAUACACCGGAAAAUAAUGUGAUUAAAGAUCCAAUCAAUAAUUCAUUGUUUUUUCCUAUUGAUAACAAUGAAUUUGUUACGGGUGAAAAAACUUUUCAUAUAAGUCGAAAAAAGAUGAUACAACCUGAACUGAAAUCAUAUGGUUCUCUUCAUAUCUACGGUUCAAAUCAACCUGAUAAUCAACAUUUUCAACAAUCAAACGAUCCGAAAAAAAUGAUCGAUACUUAUCAACUAAAGAAAUCUCAGUUAAUUUUUACCAUUGCUGAACGUUAUGAUAAUUGUUUCUAUCCUGUUCCAAUGCCAUAUACAUCAGUAAUAUCACAAAUUAUGACUGACAUUGCAAAUGAUACACAAAGUUAG